Panthera uncia (snow leopard) is the source of this 1595-nucleotide messenger RNA. Its product is annotated as L-lactate dehydrogenase A chain-like. Gene Ontology annotation, cellular component: cytoplasm. The record is from RefSeq and is a predicted model, not a curated record. Gene Ontology annotation, biological process: carboxylic acid metabolic process. NCBI's taxonomy places the organism in Eukaryota, Metazoa, Chordata, Mammalia, Carnivora, Felidae. Gene Ontology annotation, molecular function: L-lactate dehydrogenase (NAD+) activity.
AUGGCAACUCUCAAGGAUCAACUGAUUCAGAAUCUUCUUAAGGAAGACCAUACCCCCCGGAAUAAAAUUACAGUUGUUGGGGUUGGUGCUGUUGGCAUGGCUUGUGCCGUCAGUAUCUUAAUGAAGGACUUGGCAGGUGAACUUGCUCUUGUUGACGUCAUGGAAGACAAACUGAAGGGAGAGAUGAUGGAUCUCCAGCACGGCAGCCUAUUCCUCAGAACAUCAAAAACUGUCUCUGGCAAAGACUAUAAUGUGACUGCAAACUCCAAGCUGGUUAUUAUCACAGCUGGGGCACGUCAGCAGGAGGGAGAGAGCCGUCUUAAUUUGGUCCAGCGUAAUGUGACCAGCUUUAAGUUCAUCAUUCCUAAUAUUGUAAAAUACAGCCCAAACUGCAAGUUGCUUGUUGUUUCCAAUCCAGUGGAUGUCUUGACCUAUGCGGCUUGGAAGAUAAGCGGCUUUCCCAAAAACCGUGUUAUUGGAAGUGGUUGCAAUCUGGAUUCCCGGUCCCGUUACCUAAUGGGGGAAAGGCUGGGAGUUCACCCGGUAAGCUGCCAUGGGUGGGUCCUUGGAGAGCAUGGAGACUCCAGUGUGCCUGUAUGGAGUGGAGUAAAUGUUGCUGGUGUCUCCCUGAAGAAUCUGCACCCUGACUCAGACACUGAUGCAGAUAAGGAACAGUGGAAAGAGGUUCACAAACAGGUGGCUGACAGUGCCUAUGAGGUGAUCAAACUGAAAGGCUACACUUCCUGGACCACUGGAAUGUCUGGGGCAGAUUUGGCAGAAAGUAUAAUGAAGAAUCUUAGGCGGGUGCAUCCGAUUUCCACCAUGAUUAAGGGUCUCUAUGGAACAAAAGAUGAUGUCUUCCUUAGUGUUCCUUGUAUCUUGGGACAGAAUGGAAUCUCAGACGCUGUGAAGGUGACCCUGACUCCUGAGGAAGUGGCCCGUUUGAAGAAGAAUGCAGAUACACUCUGGGGGAUCCAAAAAGAGCCGCAGUUUUAGAGUCUUCUAAUGUUGUACCACAUCACCGUCUAGACUACAACGGGAUUUUUAGUUGGAGGUUGUGUAUAUCGUGUUCUGUUAUUCAAGUAAUAACGUUAAAAAUGGCCUAGGAAAAACGUCAGUUUCCUAAGUUACAAAUAGGAAUGGUUCACAAAGCCUUGCGGCUACAUCCUGAUGCUGGAUGGUACCCAUCUUGCGUCGUCCCAAGUCAGUUAACGUGAAACAGUUCCACUGCCUCAGAGACACCACCGCCCAUAAUGAAUAUGCUGCAGUUCGCUAUUCAAACCAGAUGUGUAUUUACUGUGUGUUGUAUGACUUACUUCUGGAUCCUUCACCCAACAUGCCUCGUGCAACUUUUGUUUUCUCCAGCCAAUCACAUCCUGGGAUCCAAUGUUUAAAUUCAGCAUUGCAUGUAUUGUGCGUAACUGCUCUAAAGGAUCUUAUUUUGUGUACGGUGUAAGUCAGAACAUAGUGAACGUUGCCAUAUGAUGUAAAAAGAAAGAUCUACCUAUAAACGAUGCAACCAACUAUCUUAAGUGUCACACCAAGCAACUAACAUAUCAAAUAAGCUUCGAACAGUGAAAAAAAAAAAAAAAAAA